Molecule: messenger RNA, 786 nt
Organism: Medioppia subpectinata
Lineage: Eukaryota; Metazoa; Arthropoda; Arachnida; Sarcoptiformes; Oppiidae
Source: the annotation of a GenBank genome assembly
CCAAUAAGCCAGACUCAGGCCAUUAACCUAUUGCUCCAGGAUUUAGUGCAAUUUCAAACCUGUGUCCAUGAUCAAGUUCCAUUUGUCAACGAUAACCAAUUUGCCGCUUUGGUAUCAUUUGCAUUCAACGUGGGCUGCGGUAACCUCGAGUCCUCUACCCUAUUGAAGUACGUGAAGGCCAGGGAGUACUCGGCGGCCGGCACUGAGUUUGGCAAAUGGGUUCGCGCGGGCGAACGCGUUGUGCCCGCACUCGUCACACGUCGGGCCCGCGAGAGGGCGCUCUUUCUUAGGGGUUUUGCCGAUAGUCUAAUGAUAAUUUACUCAUCAGUAAUGAAUGCUGUAUCUGAUUUUAGCCGCAACAUUAACAAGGCUGGUGUUGCGUUGAUCGAGUUGUCCGAAGAGUUCAGGGCCAAUUUCUAUGGCAACCCAGUGGGUACGGAGUCUUGUCCGUACUACGGACACAACUGCAAAGCCCAGGGCUGCUCCAGCAUUCACGCGCCAAUCUCCAAGGCACAGGGUAAGACACUAUUACAUAAGGACCUAGUGCAGUUUCAAAACUGUGUGCAAAGCCGCGUGCCAUUUGUUAAUGAUAACCAAUUUGCUGCCUUGGUAUCGUUCACAUUCAACUUGGGCUGCGGUAACCUCCAGUCGUCUACACUAUUAAAGCGCGUGAAGGCUAAGAACUAUUCGGCCGCCGCUAUUGAGUUCGGCAAAUGAGUGUACGCGGGCGGACACAAGUUGCCCGGUUUAGUCACCCGUCGGGCCCGCCAGAGGGCGCUCUUUCUU